Molecule: messenger RNA, 633 nt
Organism: Helicoverpa zea (corn earworm)
Lineage: Eukaryota; Metazoa; Arthropoda; Insecta; Lepidoptera; Noctuidae
Exons: 2
Coding region: 1-633 (210 amino acids)
Source: RefSeq, a predicted model, not a curated record
AUGGAGGAGUGUGGGGUGAGAGAACCACUUAAUCCAUGGUUUCGUGAUUACCUCACCGCGCGCUCCUACCGUGUGAAGGUGGAGGAUACUCUUAGCGACAGAGUCGAGGUGCGGAGCGGGGUGGCUCAGGGCUCUGGAUGUGGACCGAUUUGUUACCUUAUGCACGUGAACAGCCUAUGCCGAGUGCUGCAGCAUUGUUCUGCAUAUAUGUUCGCAGAUGACCUGUGCAUACUUCGCUCUGGAGCUAACAUAGACGAUAUCUGUGAGUUAGUUCAACAAGAUAUAGACGCUGUUGUUAAAUGGUCGCAUGACAAUGGCAUUAUAUUAAAUGCCAGUAAAACUAAACUAAUGUUAAUUCAUUCACCAUAUUUGCAAUCUAAUAGUGUGACUCCACCCUUAUUUACCCAUGAUUAUACAUGUCACCAUAAUAACUUACUGGACUGUAAAUGUAAACCUAUUGAAAGAGUUAAUUGUGUUACUUACCUGGGCGUGAGAAUAGAUGAUAAAUUUUCCUGGUCACAACAUGUAGACUACAUUUCUAAUAAGCUAAGAAUAUUAUUGAGUAAAAUGUACCACCUAAGCUUUAAAGGUUUGUGUACUGAGGCUGAUGAACCACCAGAAGGAAUAUUGUGA